AUGGCCGAAACGACGACAUUACCACAUAUCUCAAGCCUAGUUCAGCCUGCAAUACGAACAGUGGUGUCUAGCGAGGACAACUGGAAGGGCAAGACGAGCCCUGCGGAGAGACGGAAGAUCCAGAACAGGCUCAAUCAGCGAACGUGGAGACAACGAAGAAAAGCUGAAAAGCAACAGCAGCGCCAGGCGACGACCCGACAGUCCGGUACGGACGAAAGGAAACCCUCGUCCCAACCCUCGUCCAGCAGCAGCCUGUCGCCGCCAUCCUCCAUCGUAGCAAGCUCGAAGUGGGCAGCAGCAUUACCAGCCGCCUCCGUGGCCAAUGAUAAUGGCACGACGACCUACGUGACGGUGGGAAUGUCUCGGCAGGGCCUAUGCAAGUCGAAAACGAGCUCGCAGAGAAGCGCCAAGUAUACGACGCUGAUGGCCUUGAAGUACAUCGGACGGCAACGACAAAUUGCAGACAUUCGAGACGAGGACUUGGACGACAUAUAUCAGCUGUUCCUACAGCACGCGCAUGAGAGUAGAAGGAGGCCGAACCCGGAUCCAAUGUCGGAUUCACUAAUACCGCUUGUGCAAUUCAAUUUGUUCCGCGGCUUGAUGGAGAACAUGAGAACGUUGGGUAUCACUAUGCCCAUGAUCUGCGACGAUGACUGCGUGUCUCCCUUUGGAAGCGACCCUAUGUACAAUGCCAACACCGCUUGGAAUGUCCCGUACUUUUUGAAGCCGACGGACACGCAGCUGACAACUAUACACCACCCCUGGCUUGACUUUUUGCCCCUACCGAGGAUGCGGGAUAACUUGAUCAAGGCUGGGGAUGACUGGGACGACGAGGCGCUGUGUCUAGACAUGGUGGGCGACGGAGAUGCGCCAUCUGGAAAAGGAGGCAUGAUUCUGUGGGGAGAACCAUGGGAUCCCAAUAGCUGGGAGGUCACAGAGGACUUUGUCGAGAAGUGGCGGUGGAUCCUUGAAGGCUGCGAGGAGAUCAUCAGGUCGUCUAAUUACUGGAGGGCAAAACGAGGCGAAAAGAGGAUGAGGGUGCCUUCCUUGGUUCGACUCAACUUCGGGAGGUGGGGGAUCAGUCGCCAGUGUUAUCAGUAUUCCUCGCUCCAGCAUCGAGGUCAGCAAAGAAUCAGAACUAUCUUCAAAGACGGCAUUGCUGCCCAUGCCGAUCCAUCAAGAGCACCACAGCGGCGGGUAUUCUCCGAGUCCUCGACUGCCAGGGUAUUGCCAACCUCCCAGGAAACAAUAGCGAGCCAUCUGCGCAAUUGCGACAUUGACAAAUGGGGCUGGGUGAUAUACCGCACCACAUAUGGUGACGAUGAAGCUUGGGAACGUUGCAAAGAGAUCAUCACCUACCGUACGCGCCGCAACAUUGCAGACUCGGAUGCACCAGGCAUUGCAAAGAACCUGGAGUUGACUUUUUUUGACGACAAAUUCUUGUUUGAUGGGGCCUCAAAGCAUCAGCUCCGAUCGCAUUUUCGCACUUGGUCCCUGGACGCAUUUCAAUCGGAGAACCCAAGAACCCAAGAUGUGAGCGGAGACCUAGGAUAUUGGAUACAAGGUUGUGGCGUCCCUCGAUAUGUGUACUUCUUCCAGGUAGACCUGGAGUCCCUCCGGAGUAUCGUGUUCGAGGCGCCUCAACCGCCUGACUACGAUCUUGACUGCGAGAGCCACAUCAACUUCAUCGACGCCUACUGGAAACCGAUAAGAGAAUGGGCCGGAGUGCUACGACAUACAGAGCAAGACGAGAUCGAUGCUUUCGAGACCGCUCAUGAGCCUAUCGAGGGGUGCGGAGAGGAGAACGUCGGAUGGAUCAAGGUGUCUACUGAGACGAUGGGUUCCGACUGGUAUGAGGUAUGGCUUGGCAGUAUCGGCGGCGAUGCCAGCACUUGGUGUACAUACAACGAUGAUGACGCUUGGGCUCGCUUCAAAGACAUCAUCAACGAUACAUCCCGACAGGGCAGCGAGUACUACGAGUAUCCGGGAAUUCUUGACAAGAUGAAGUGGACGUUCUUAGAGGACAAAAAACGAUUUGAUGGCGCUUCCACGGCUACGUUGCGCUCUCAUUUCUGUGAAUGGGUAAAGCAACCAGCACAGGCAGGGAGUUCAUCAGAGAAACCGCCCCGAGAGUCCAGCUCUCCCAGCUUAGAGACUAAUUCUGACAUAACGAUGCAUAAUGAAUAUUUCGUGCAAGUCGACAAAGUAUCAUUGCGCAGCGUCGUGUACAAGGAGCUGCCGCCGGCCGAAGCCAAUCUCUACGUCCGUGGACGCAUCAACCUGGUGAACGCCGACUGGCAUCCCGCGCGUCUCGAGGAUUACCACGGAGAGAAUAUACGUGUCAUCGAAGAACACUUCAGCUUCCCAGCCUUCGAGGGAUGCACCGAGGAGAACGUCGGCUGGAUGAGGCUGGUAGUGAGUGAAGUUGGACCAUCUACCUUUCAGAGGAUCGCUCAUCUGUGGUACAUCGUUUAUAAGAGACCUCCCGAAAUCGUGUACAGCGUGUAG
Messenger RNA from Colletotrichum paranaense, 2508 nucleotides. RefSeq lists its product as uncharacterized. The transcript has 5 exons. The coding region runs from base 1 to 2508 and encodes 835 amino acids. NCBI's taxonomy places the organism in Eukaryota, Fungi, Ascomycota, Sordariomycetes, Glomerellales, Glomerellaceae. The record is from RefSeq and is a predicted model, not a curated record.